Messenger RNA from Haliaeetus leucocephalus (bald eagle), 1638 nucleotides. It is a transcript of the gene KRABD3, whose product is annotated as KRAB-A domain containing 1. NCBI's taxonomy places the organism in Eukaryota, Metazoa, Chordata, Aves, Accipitriformes, Accipitridae. The transcript is spliced from 7 exons. Gene Ontology annotation, biological process: regulation of DNA-templated transcription. The record is from RefSeq and is a predicted model, not a curated record. The coding region runs from base 1 to 1638 and encodes 545 amino acids.
AUGGAGCUGGCAACGACCAUCGCAUGUGGCAUCGGGCCCCCACCCAGCCUGUGCGGGGAGGGAAAGGAGGUGUCCCUGCAGGCACCGGUGACGUUCGAGGACGUGGAGGUCCAGUUCUCAGUGGAGGAGUGGGAGCUGCUGGAGGAAUGGCAGCGGGACCUGCACCGGGAGGUGACGGAGGGGACAUCCCAACUGCUGGCCUCCCUUGGGCCCCCCAGCAGCCCAGCCCUCGGCGCCCUGGUGCGGCUGGUGAAGGAGAUCCCCAAGUUUCUCUUCGGUGGCCCCAAGGCUGGCGCAGAGCCGGGUGCCACCAGCAGCAGGGAUGCGGCAGCGGGCUCUGAGCAGAUGGGCGCAGGUGGCCUGGCCACCCCUCCUGGCCCCUCGCUAGCCAAGUCACCGGCAGUCCCUGCCCGCUGCUGCCCACAAUCUGGGGAUGGUGCUGGGCACCCCGGCUCUCUGAGCAGCAUCUCCUUCACCAGCAGUGCCACCAGGGAGCCAGCAGACCAGGCCGUGGCCUGGGGCUGGAAUGGUGGGCUGUGCCACAGCCCCACGCUGCCAGCUGCUGGGACCGUGGGGCAGAGCCCCCUGCAAGGGCUGCUUGACUGCCUGCGGGACAUCGCCACCCCCAAGCCCAUCCCAGCCUGGCCGGCGGCUGCUGGCAGAAGACAGGGGGCUGCGGUGCCAGGCACUGGGGGCUGCAGAGUCUCUGCAGCAGGGGUGACAGCACCAGUGGUGCCCCCCCGCAGCCCCGCCAAAACGCGAGCGUUGGGGACACGCGGCACUGCCGUGCCAGGGAACACCCGCCCUGCUGGCAGCACCCGGCCGCCCGCCUGUCCCCCCGCCGCAGGGAUGGUGACCAAGAGACCCUUUGCAGAAGCGGGUGCCAUGUCCCCACCGGGGUCUGGCAUGUGUCCUGGCAGUUGCAGCGGGGUGAGCCUGCCCAAGAAGCGGUGCCCUGGAAUGAGCCCCCCAUCCCCGCGGGAGGCCCCCGGUGAGGCCCAAGACCCGUGGGCUGAAGUUGGCCGGGUCCGAGCCGUCCUGGUGGAGGAGCUGGAGCGGCUGUGCCGGGACCUGGGCUCGGUGUGCCGGGAAGUGCGGGGCGUGCGGAGCCGCCUAGAGCGGCUAGAACGGGGCCAGGCGCGGAAGAUGGCCGCCCUCGCCCGCAGCCACCAGCGCCUCCGCCAUGCCGUCCAGCGCCUGGAGGGAUGGUGCUGGGCGCUGGAGACCCGCGCCCGGCCCAACAGCCUGCGGCUGCUGCAGCUGCCUGAGGGGGAGGACGGUGCCGAUGCUGUUGGCUUCCUGCAGACCAUGCUGCUGGCGGCGAUGGGCCUGCUGCCGGCCCCGGCUCCCCUGCAGACCGAGAGCGCCCGCCGGCUGUGCGGCCCUCCCACCCCGGCACGGCCACUGCUCUUCAGCCUGCUCCACUUCACCGACAAGCUGGCACUGCUGCGGGCAGCCCACCGGUACCCUGAGCCCCACAGCUGGGCCGGCACCCGCCUCGCCAUCGUCCCCGCCGCCGGUCCCCCCUGUUGCCAAGACCCCCUCGCUGCUGGCCGAUGGGCCUGGAGGGCGGCCGAGCCACACUGCAGCACCCGCUGCCCCGCUGCCGGCCACGGCCGGGGCUCCGUGGAGCCAUGA